AUGUACAGUAUAUGAAAUAUACAUACAUAUUCGGGUCGGGGCCUUAUCUUCUCGAGGGGGAUAACGAUGGCGUCCCUAACCUCAUCUCUGCAAGCUCUGAAGCUUUCGUCUCCGUUCGCCCAUGGCUCCACUCCACUCUCUUCUCUCUCUAAGCCCAAUUUCUUCGCGAACCCUCCAAGGCCCGCUUUGGUUCCGGUCAUCAGAGCCAUGAAAACGAUGCAGGGGCGCGUGGUGUGCGCAACCAACGACAAGACCGUGGCGGUGGAGGUGGUGAGGCUGGCUCCGCAUCCCAAGUACAAGAGGCGCGUGAGGAAGAAGAAGAAGUACCAAGCGCAUGACCCGGAUAAUCAGUUCAAGGUGGGAGACGUUGUGAGGCUAGAGAAGAGCAGACCCAUCAGUAAGACUAAAUCAUUCGUGGCGCUUCCCGUCGUCACAAGGAGCGGCAGGAAAGCGGAAGUCGGAGGAGAAUCUGGGAACGACCUUGGCAUUCCCUUAGAAUCUCAGCAGCCGGUGGUGUAGAGGAGAUUGCGACUCACUCAGUGUAUUUUCUUUUCUUGUUCUCCAUUUCGGAUGUUUGUUGUGUAUUGCAGAGGAUUGUAAUUCUAUCUGUUUAUGGAAUGUGUUUUCUGCUUUUAUUGCUUUCGUAUACGAAUUGCUUGGUGUGUUUGUGGAAUUUAGUGCCGUGGUGAUGUUCCUGCUGGUAACUGGUAAGGUCUUGUAUUCUGAUCAAAGUAAUGUAUCUAAAUCAGGGGUUGUGUAUU
Molecule: messenger RNA, 761 nt
Organism: Eutrema salsugineum
Lineage: Eukaryota; Viridiplantae; Streptophyta; Magnoliopsida; Brassicales; Brassicaceae
Product: 30S ribosomal protein S17, chloroplastic
Exons: 1
Coding region: 67-519 (150 amino acids)
Biological process (GO): translation
Cellular component (GO): ribosome
Molecular function (GO): structural constituent of ribosome
Source: RefSeq, a predicted model, not a curated record